Molecule: messenger RNA, 2392 nt
Organism: Trichobilharzia szidati
Lineage: Eukaryota; Metazoa; Platyhelminthes; Trematoda; Strigeidida; Schistosomatidae
Source: the annotation of a GenBank genome assembly
AUCCAAUUAAAAAUCAGCACGACUAAAACCAGGAAAGGCGCCAAACCUCAGUUUGAAGCCUUAGUCAUAAUGGGGUUGUUGAGGUUUUUGUUGCUUUUCUCUGUGUGUUCCUUGUGUUUGUGUUUAGCCGAGGAUGCCGAUGGUGAUUCAGGAGCUAAAAAGCCGAAGCCUUCCUUUAAAGCUCCAAAUGUUCCCAGUGGCGCUUAUCUCGCUAUGUUCUUUAAUGGACCUUCCGAUCUGAGCCAAAAACUUGUGGUUUCCCAGGCACGUAAAGAUGGAAUAGAAGACUCUAUUGCCAAAUAUGACGGUGUUUGGUCAGUGGAAGUUCCACAUACUAGCGCAAUCGAUGAAGACUAUGCUUUAGUCCUGAAGUCUAAAGCUAAACAUCAUGCUGUCUCAACGAAAUUGUCCAAGCCUUUGAAAUUCGAUACCGAUGAGCUCGUAAUCCAAUAUGAUGUCAAGUUCCAGGACGGGAUGGAUUGUGGCGGUGCAUACAUCAAGUUACUAAGCGCUUCUCCUAGUCUAGAUUUGAAACAAUUUAAUGACAAGACUCCAUACACCAUUAUGUUUGGACCCGACAAGUGUGGAUUGGAUAAUAAGUUUCACUUCAUAUUUCGGUACAAAAAUCCGAACACUGGUGUUUACGAGGAGAAACAUGCUAAAAAAGUGCUUCCGGAUUUGGAAUCCUAUUUUUCUGACAAGAAAUCCCAUCUUUAUACACUAGUUUUGCGUGCGGAUAACUCUUUUGAGCGCUACAUUGACCAAGUCAAAGUACAGAGUGGAACACUUCUUGAUGAUUUUGAACCUCCAGUCAAUCCCCCAAGAGAAAUUGAUGAUCCUAACGAUAAAAAGCCGGAUGAUUGGGAUGAAAGAGAAAAAAUUGUAGAUGUCAAUGCCAAAAAACCUGACGAUUGGGAUGAGAAUGCUCCAGAGACUAUUGAAGACGAAAGCGCUACAAAGCCUGCAGGUUGGUUAGAUGAUGAACCAGAAAUGAUUCCCGAUCCAUCAGUAGAACCUCCAAAAGACUGGGAUCGUGAAAUGGAUGGUGAGUGGGUUGCACCAAAAAUAAGUAAUCCUAAAUGUGCUAGUGCCCCUGGAUGCGGUGAAUGGCAUCGACCAGUGAUACCGAAUCCAAAAUAUAAGGGCAAAUGGUCUCCUCCAUUAAUAUCCAAUCCAGCUUACAAGGGAAUCUGGAAACCCAGAAAGAUUCCCAAUCCUAAUUAUUUCGAGGAGAAAAAUCCAUACAGGGGUUUGGCGGAAGUGAGCGCGGUUGGUCUUGAGUUAUGGUCUAUGACUGAUGGAAUAGCCUUUGACAACUUACUGAUUGUAGAUUCGAAACGAGCAGCAGAUGAAUUCGCCGAAAAAACAUGGGGAGUUAAAAAGGAAGCUGAACGAUUAGCUGAUCCAAGAGCACAAAGUGUUGUGGAUGCCAUACGAGAGACGUAUAAUGAAAAACCAUGGCUUAUCUUUGUGAUUGGCCUUGUAUGUACGCUACCGAUCCUACUUUGUUGUAUCUACUUCUGUCGUUCACCGUCCAAACACGAUGUUCAUAAGAAAACUGAUAUGUCCACACCUGAUGACACACCUCAAGAGGAUGAUGAGAAGGAUGCAGAAGUCGAAGAAAUAGACGAAUCUGGUGAAGACGAUAUUGUUCAGAUUUCUAAAGGUUCUGGUGAUGAAUCCGAUGCUAAUAAAACAGGUAGUAGUAGAGGUGAUCUCGAUGCAGAUUCUACGGAGGAAGCUUCUGGAGCCACAGGAACUGAGACCUCUGCUGCAAAGCAGUCAGUUAAAAAGCGUCGUUCACGGAAGGAGUAAAAAUAGACUUCGGAAACCAUUCCCAAAAUACUAUGCUCACAUGAGCUAAUUUGAAACCCGGCAAAUUAUGUUUCGUACACAUUGGAGAGAUGUGAUUCACAUGUGAAAAUUUCAUCUUCCUUGUUAUGUACCACCUGUUCUUGUAGUUUGUUUCUUUGUUUCUUUUAUUUGAAUAUAUAAACAUACGUUCACUUUAUUGUAUUGUUCAUAAUUCAGUUCGUGUUUACACUUAGGCAACAAAAAUUUUCCCCAACUUUACCACCUCACAUUUUGUUUGACUGGAUUUGGUUUUUUUUCAUUUUCUUGUUUUUUCGCUUAAAGUUUACCUUAGUGUUUCCUUUUUAUUAAUAUCAUUUUGUGAAUAAAUCAUGGCUUUCACAAUGCGUAUUACCUUAAAUUGUUGUUGACUUUAAAGUAAAAAAACUAAAAAGUCUGUUAUUUACAUGUCCAUUUGGUCAAUUAUUAUUAUUAUAGUUUUGUAACAAUAUCGUAUAAAGCAGUAUGUCUGUGACACAUCGAUUGUGAAAUUUGCUUGUAAGCACAAUAGUAAUUAAGUUGAAGAGAACAUUUCAGUUAC